Molecule: messenger RNA, 354 nt
Organism: Fusarium proliferatum ET1
Lineage: Eukaryota; Fungi; Ascomycota; Sordariomycetes; Hypocreales; Nectriaceae
Exons: 2
Coding region: 1-354 (117 amino acids)
Source: RefSeq, a predicted model, not a curated record
AUGAGCUUGGCUCAACUCCAGAAACGCCAUGCUCUCGCUGCUCCGAAGGGACCGUUCCUGGCACGCCUACUCGUCACGAACCUGGCCGAUGUUACCAAUGCGUACGUCUACAAGGCGGAUAUUCCGCGCCAGCUCCUCGAAAGUCUGGAUUGUCCUACCCGCACCAUCGAAGACUUCAUCUUUCCGACUGUCAACUACGUAGUGGUACCUUUUAAACCGUACUCGACCUUUGCAGAGCGCUUCCGGGCUGAGCUGGUCGGCCCGCAGUACUAUUCUCCUCCUGACCCAGUCGACUCGAAUCAGGCGGUGCCUUCGGAUCCAAAAGGCGAGAAGCGAGAGUGUGACGAGGAGUAA